AUGAAAUCUCCUGCAAUCAAAGGAGAAAACAUUGGUUCUGAUGAAGAAGAUGAAUGGGGAUUAGAACCUCGUAUUUAUAGGUCUUCUGCUUUGAAAGACAAUGAGUUAUGCAAAGCUUUCUUUUACGCAGCAAGAAUGAAUAACUUAGAACUUGUUAAAUUACUUUUCAAAAGGUUCCAAUACAAAGAUGACGUGAAAGAAGGAAAAUUCAAUGCUUUGACAAUGGCUUGUAAAAAUAGUAAUAAAGAAAUGGCUCUUUUGUUGUUGAAACAUGGCGCUGAUAUCAAUAACACUGCAAAAGAAUUUGCUGAAAGAGAUUCUUCAGCUUUGUGUGAAGCAAUCAGAGCGAAUAACAUGGAAUUAACAAAGAUUCUUCUUAAGAAAGGUGCAGAUGUAAAUUGGGCAAUGCAUUGCGAAGGUCAUGAAACUGUUAGAACUCCAAUUAACUUGGCUUCAAACUUAUCACUUGAUUAUGUUAAAUUACUUUAUGAAAAUGGUUUUAAUUCAAACGGAAUGGAAAUGUCUUAUCAAUGUUUGUUUCUUGUUUGUAAAAUUGUCACUUUUAAUAAUAAAAAAAUUUUUAUCAAAAAAACAUUUUUUUGA
Trichomonas vaginalis G3 is the source of this 603-nucleotide messenger RNA. RefSeq lists its product as uncharacterized. The coding region runs from base 1 to 603 and encodes 200 amino acids. NCBI's taxonomy places the organism in Eukaryota, Parabasalia, Trichomonadida, Trichomonadidae. Gene Ontology annotation, molecular function: protein binding. The record is from RefSeq and is a predicted model, not a curated record. The transcript has a single exon.